Molecule: messenger RNA, 2722 nt
Organism: Aethina tumida (small hive beetle)
Lineage: Eukaryota; Metazoa; Arthropoda; Insecta; Coleoptera; Nitidulidae
Product: zinc finger protein 836
Exons: 10
Coding region: 83-2404 (773 amino acids)
Biological process (GO): regulation of transcription by RNA polymerase II
Cellular component (GO): nucleus
Molecular function (GO): zinc ion binding; DNA-binding transcription factor activity, RNA polymerase II-specific; RNA polymerase II transcription regulatory region sequence-specific DNA binding
Source: RefSeq, a predicted model, not a curated record
UAUAAAUAAACAGUUUUCAACUUAACCUCAAUUUGUAAGUUUAAUCACAUAUUUCGCUUUGUAGUCCAAGUGCUCUAAGUAGAUGUUUUAUAAGAAUUUUCCACCAGCAUAUAGAAUGGAAAUGUCCUGUCUAUCUAAUGAUAUAUUUUCACUUUACGAAUUUAAAGAUGUUUGUAGAAUAUGUUUCGAAGAACAUGAAAAUUUGAAAUCUAUUUUUGAAACAAAUUGUGCAAUGCAACUGGAGUACUGUGAGUUCCUCAAGGUGGAUAAAAAUGAUAUUUUGCCAAAAACUAUUUGCACCAAAUGUGAAAUAAGAAUCAACCGGAGUUAUGCUCUGAAAAAGAGGUGUCUCUAUUCUAAGGAAAUUUUAGAAAAACUUUUAAAUGGUGAAACUAAAUUAUUUCCUGGAGAUGUCCCCAAAUUUUUGAAACCCAAACAAAACCAAGGAACACCUUUUGAGCUAGUACCUGCAACCAAUAAAACUGGCUAUCCUUGUGAGAUAUGUAAAUAUGUAUGCUACUCUCUGAAUGAAUUCAAUGCACAUACAAAAGUUCACUUAGCGUCAACACCUCCUUCAAAAUCUACUGAUGAUCAAGACAAGAAAGUAACCAGUUAUGAAAGCAAACCAGAUUCUUCAAAGAGGUCAAAUGAUGAUCCAAAAUCCAUAGAUCAGAAUUCUUCUAAAAUGACAGUUAAAAAAAAAAUUAAUUAUGUUGACAUACCCCUAGCCCCCGUGAUUUUGAAUACUUUCAACCCUGCAAACGCAGUACCAAGUAUUGAAACUUCAAAUUUAUUAUCAGUGAAUACAAAUGUGAAUGGUUCAGAAGAAUCCAGAGUAGGUGAAAUAAGGAAAAAUAAGUCCUCCAAUUUAUUAAGAGAUUCAACACUUAAUAUGAAUCAUUCACAAAUGGAAACCUCAUAUAAUACUGAGUCAGUUGAAUUGGAAAAUAAACACAAUAUGAAUGACACAGAUGAAACGCCAGCUAUAAAUUAUUGUGAAGCUGUUUUUACGGAAAAUUUGCAUGUCCUGGAUCCAAUUACUAUAAAUAACAACACAAAUAGUUUAAACUAUUCAGAUGCAGAUCAUACAUCAUGUGAAAAUAAUUUGUCACCCAAUAAAAAUGGAUCAAUCUUACAUCAUUUAAAAGAAAUCAUUAGACAUCAAAAUGAACUUGUUUCUAAUAAAGUUUUUCCAACCAAUAUACUCAGUCAACCCACCAGUAAUACUAUGGAAAGAACUGCUCUGCUUAACCAAAUGGAUUCGUCAAUGAAUACUUCUAAUUUAAUCCCACCAAAUGAUUCAGUUACAGACUUCAAAUCAAAUGCUUCUGAUGACUCAAACAAAACGAUGGAUGAACCAAUACCCAUGGUUUUAACUAAUCUCACCAUUGUUGAUACCACCACAGGAAAUACCAGUGUUAAUGGGCCAAUACCGAAAUUGAUUUCUUGCACUCAAUGCGGUGAAGAAUUCGAGGACGAGCAUGACCUUACAUUACACAAAAACAUACACUCUCAAGGCGCAUUAAGUUGCCCUAAGUGUCCAAAAGUUUUCAUGUCUCGUUUAUUAAUGCAAAGACACAUGCAAACUCACAUGACAACGAAGAAACAUUUUUGUAAACAAUCUGGCAAAGGUUUCUCACAUGAACACAAUUUAUCUUUGCACAUGAAGAAACAUGAGAAAAUUGUUCACAAUUUAAAAUAUGUUUGUGAUAUUUGUGGCCAAAGGUAUGCUGAAGAAUCUUUUCUGACCAUCCACAAGAAAAAGCAUGACCGAGAAAAAUCCUUGAGAUGUGCGGUGUGCAGUAAAACUUUUUCCGACCUAAAUUCCCUUAAAUUGCAUGAGUUGACUCACACUACAGACAAACAACAUAAAUGUCCUCAAUGCAGCAAAACGUUUGUACAGACCAUUAAUCUGCAAAAACAUUUGAAAGUUCAUAAAUAUAAACGUUUAUUUAAUGAUAAUAAUGUUCAUAUGGAAGACGAAAAUGAGGUUCACGAAUGUGAAUUUUGCAGUAAAACUUUUAAAAGUAAAUACACAUUAAACAACCACAAAAGGACAUGUGAAGAUAAUCCAUUUAUGUGUGUUAUUUGCAAGAAAACCUUUGCCUUAAAGCGACAUUUACUGAUCCACAUAAAUGGCACCCAUGUGAAGAAGGGAAUUUUGCAAUGUGGUGUGUGUGGAAAAGAGUUUCCAACUACACCAGUUUUGCAGCAACAUAUCAAAACACAUUAUGCAGCAAGAGGCGCUGCUUCUCAAAAAAAGAUUAACGAUGAAAAUAAAGAUAUCAAAUCGUCAACGCUGGUAUCUAACAAUUCAACAAAUGUCAUACAUCACUGUCCUAAAUGUGACAAGAUAUUUGAAAGCUCUUGUUACUUACAACACGAGUGCCUUUCCGACCAGUAAUGUAUUUAAUUUCUUUCAAUAAUUAAGUGACAUUAGUAUAAAAAAACGUUCAUUUAAUUUAGGUUUUUUAUUAUUAAUUGUAUUAUCAAUUGAACGUGCAACUCUACCUUGAUAUUUUAAAUUUAAUAUAUAACUUGUGUACAUCAAAGGUGUAAGCUUAAUUUAUAAUGUUACCAUGUAAAUUUGGCAUAACAUUUAUCUAUCAUUUAUCUUCUAUGUUAAAUAUAAAAUGUACGUGGUGAGUUGCCAUUAUAUAUACUGAAAAAUAAUUGUAUAGUAUUAUAUGAUUGUUAAUUAAUAAACGUAUUGUUUAGUAAA